ACAGGGCAGCGUUCUCUUGUGACCUGCGGGCUCCUGCGAAGGUCCGUCGUGCACAGGGAGAACGGGAGGGCCUUCGGUCCGGAAACACCCGGAAACACCCGGUCCACGAGAGCUGACCGCGAUCGGCAGCGCUCGGAACGGCCGUAAUGGUUGAGCUGAGCGUCCCGGAAAUACUCAGAGCUUGCGAUGGAAUUCAGGGAAGGGGGUGGCGGUGGUGCGGGGGUGACAUCUCUGGGGUGGAGCUGGGAUUCCGAGGUUUUGGCUCUGCGUGCGAACGAAGCUGCGGGACUCGACGCUGGAGGAAGGACGACGCCGAGAAGGGAUGGGGCCUGAGGCCGGCGGUGAAGGGGAGGAGCGAGGAUGAGCCGUGCCUCCUGCCCGAUGGCUCUGCACCUGCCGCGAGGGCCGCGGCGGAUCAGCAGGAACUUCGGCCCCAGUGACGCUACCUGGCUGAUGCAGUAAAACAGGGUACGGUGUACAGCACCUCUGCGGGCAAAGGGGAGGCUCCGGGGCGCUCGUGUGGCUCCUCCCCUUUUCAGCGGAUCCCGCCCCCAUCCACUCCCUCUUGGUCGCGCCCCGCCCAUAAGCCCCGCCCCCCGGCGCAGGUGCACGCGCGCGCGCUCCCUCUAAUUGAUGCGGCUCGUUAGUUGUCCGUCGUUUGAUGGCCGUUUGUCGGUAAUUCUCUCCAUGGAGGCGCGGGACGAAUCAGCGCGAGCUUUCGGUAAACACGACAGCCCCAGCCUGCUGUGCAAGGAGCAGGUGAGCGACUCGGAGGACCAGUGUCCCGGAGAUGCCGAGGAGCAGGGAAACGUCCAGAGGAAGAAGGAGCUGGACGAGGGCGGUGGGCGGAGCAACGAAGAGGGCGGAGCUGACGAGAAGGAAGGGGGGGCAGAGGCUCUGCCGGAUGCGGAGGACGGAGGGGAGACGCCGCAGGGUCCGAAGGAGGACGAGGCCGAGGGAGGUGACGGGGAGGGGCGCGAGAGGGCGGGGACUCCGUGCUUCGUGUCCCUCGAGGAGGACGGGCCGCAGUCCCCUGUGAGCGCGGCGCACUUCUUGCCCUCGGGGCCUGCGGGGGAGUCCUUCUGCCCCGGCGCCCUGCCCUUUUGCCCGCAGCAGACGCAGCCGCCGUACCCGCUGAAGACGCCGUACGGCGAGAGCGCCGCCCCCGAGGCUCCGCCCCCGCUGCCCCUCCCGCCCUCUGAGCUCGGCCCCCGGCCCCUGAAGGUCGCGCAGAAGGUGGUGAACGUGGGCGAGCUGCAGCCCCUGCAGGUGAAGUUCCCGCAGGUGUACACGACACGCAGGUACACGCGCUGCUCCGCUCGCACCCGUAGCGGCUACCUGCCGUACCCCAGCCUGCCCGCGGGGCAGGGGGGUGCGGCCCUGAGACUGGAGGGGUCCUCGGACCCCAGCCUGCUGCCCGCUCUGCCCAAGAAGAAGACUCGCACCCUGUACACGACAGACCAGCUGGAGGAGCUGGAGCGCCUCUUCCGCGAGGACCACUAUCCCGACAGCGACAAGCGCAAAGAGAUCGCCGCCACCAUCGGCGUCACGCCCCAGAGGAUCAUGGUGUGGUUCCAGAACCGGAGAGCAAAGUGGCGCAAAGCGGAGAAGACGGGCGCCAAACAGCAGGAGCGGCGCCAGAGCGUGGGGAGCCGGGGGUGCAACGCCCCCGCCCAGCUCAACGUCCCCGCCCCUCCCGACAGGCACACGGUUCACCCGGGACACGGCCCCCGUCUCGCCCCGCAGCCCAGCCAGCCCCUCCCCCACUAUAACCCCAUCCUGCCCAGCUGCCCCAGCCCUCCCGGUAAGUGCCCUGCCAGUAGGGGGCGCCAACAUCUCGUGCGCAGCCCUGUUGGGUUCCGGGGCUCCCCCGCGUCACUGAGCGCACGCUGAGGGGUGGACGGUGCGGUCAGCGGAGCGGUCAGUGCCGCAGCUCUGUGUGUGUGUGUGUGUGUGUGUGUGUGUGUGUGUGAGAGAGAGAGACGCUUGAGCGAGGUUCUUUCUGUUUCUAACCGGCACUAAGCACAGCACAUGCGACCCCCCCGGAGACGCACUAAUGCACACAGACAGU
Molecule: messenger RNA, 2071 nt
Organism: Scleropages formosus (Asian bonytongue)
Lineage: Eukaryota; Metazoa; Chordata; Actinopteri; Osteoglossiformes; Osteoglossidae
Gene: nobox
Product: NOBOX oogenesis homeobox
Exons: 5
Coding region: 634-1893 (419 amino acids)
Biological process (GO): regulation of transcription by RNA polymerase II
Molecular function (GO): DNA-binding transcription factor activity, RNA polymerase II-specific; RNA polymerase II cis-regulatory region sequence-specific DNA binding
Source: RefSeq, a predicted model, not a curated record